This is a messenger RNA of Lytechinus pictus (painted urchin), 4580 nucleotides long. RefSeq lists its product as uncharacterized. Gene Ontology annotation, molecular function: acid-amino acid ligase activity. Bases 278 to 2344 code for a protein of 688 amino acids. Gene Ontology annotation, cellular component: cytoplasm. The transcript is spliced from 8 exons. NCBI's taxonomy places the organism in Eukaryota, Metazoa, Echinodermata, Echinoidea, Temnopleuroida, Toxopneustidae. The record is from RefSeq and is a predicted model, not a curated record.
AUACUCCAAGACAAAGUUUGCCCCCAACUCCUCAAGACAUCUUUGGAUCGAUCUGUAGACAGGAUUCACUCGACCAUGAAGUUGAAGAUGUUUGCUCAAACUUCUUACAUAACAUCAGCGAACACGCAUCAAACACCUUCACAGCUCAGUCCCCGCUGUCUCUUGGUGGGUCGGCCCGGAUAUUCCACCGCAUCUCGCGCCUGCUUCAACCGGCUUCUCGAAGUUCUUCGACAAUUCUCCAUUUCGUCUCGUGAUCGUUCUCUAGAAAAUAUCCACGAUGUCGACGGAGAAUAUAACAACCCUCGAUGUCUCGUACAUAUUAAACGGCAGACAGUCAACCAUUGGGCAAUCCACAUCUAUGUCUUCCCACGGAAUCACGAGAAGCGAUCUGAGGAAAUGGCGUCUGUCCGAGAAGAACAAAGUUGAGCUGUUUGGAGUAUUCUGUCUUGGGAUACUGAUCUAUCUAUCAUGGCAACUCAUGUAUGGAGUCACACCAACAUACCUCUUAUAUUUCUGCCAAGUUUUUGUCCUGACGGGGGCAGCCUUGGGAGCAUUCAUAGCAACUCACAUCUCACUCAGUCUAGCACCUCACUGCACCCCAGCUCACAUCAUGAUCAUCCAGUACAUCUUCUUCCAAAUCAACAGUCUUAUCGGAGCCUACUUCCUCAGGAAACUGGAACGUGACAGCGCCAAGUGUCAGCAAAGCCAAGAGAACUUCCUCCUGAACCAGUUAAAGAUCCGAGCCAAUUCGCAAUAUGGGAGGGACUUUGAGUUUGAUACCAUCAAAUCGGUUGCAGAGUUCAGGGAACGCCAUCCCCUGACAGAUUACUCGCACUACGCAAAGUAUAUUGAGCGAGUUGCUGACGGGGAAUCCGAUAUAGUCAUACCCGGUUUUCCAUCAAGGUUAGGUAUAUCUUCCGGUACGACUGGGAAACCUAAACAAAUUGCCAUUUCGAAGGAAAGAAAUGUCGCUUUCCUGUUCAAGAUCAUGCCGAUGGUUUUUCAUUUCGUUAAAGUGCAAUACACACCAGCGUUGUCCCCUUUACAGAAGAAAUGCUUGCUGUACGUCCACACUGAGCCUUUGAAAUCUCCUGGAGGGUUGUCCAUCUGUCCGACAACCAUGCUGUCGCUUCCUGACAUUCUUAACCGGAUUCAAUUCAGUACCCCACCAGCAGGGAUGCGACUGACUAACGAACGAUGUGCGCUCUACAUUCACGCCCUCUUUGCUCUCAGGGACCGUUGCCUUGGCAACCUCGGAACCAUCUUCUGCUCCACGAUGUUCACAUUCUUCAAGGUGCUUGAGAGCGAUUGGCCGAAACUGGUCAACGACCUUCGGCACGGACAGAUCGCCAAAGACCUUCGGUUAGAAAGCAGUGUCCGAGGGUCUCUGGAAGCUGAACUGCAAGCUGAACCAGAAAGAGCAGAUGAGGUGGAGAAAGAGUUUUUGAAAGGUUUUGAUGGCAUUGCACUUCGUCUGUGGCCUCAUCUUCAAGGAAUAUUUGCUAUCUCAUCUGGAGCGAUGGUGGUUUAUGCUCGAAGACUCAAGGACAAGUAUACUAAAGGUCUGCCAAUCUUAUCAAGUGUAUACAGUUCCACUGAAGGCACUGUAGCCAUGCUGUACGAUGUCAAAGGAUUAGACUCAAAAUAUAUCAUGCUUCCAUCCGAUGUCUUCUGUGAAUUCAUUCCCGUCGAAAAUGGUCAUGAAAAUCAGCCGCAAACUUUGUUAGCCGAGGAGGUGACGGUCGGACAGUGUUAUGAACUUGCUCUCACAACGGUCGACGCUCUCUAUCGAUAUCGCAUGGGCGACGUCGUAAGAAUCGCUGGUUUCCAUAACAAAACACCGCUACUGGAGUUCCAAUAUAGAACGGGAGAAGUAUUAAAUGUUCGAUCAGAAAAGACACCUGAGGCAUCCGUGGCGGGCGCCAUAACAGCUACCUUGGACCAAUGGCAAGGAUUAACCUUAGUGGACUUCACUGCGACGGAAAGCCCGCUUUAUGAAGAAGCCAUGGAUAUUAAAGACUGGAGUUCCUGCGGAUACUACAUGAUUUUCAUAGAAUUAGAAGAACCUUAUGCAACAUUUGGGAAAGAUCUGAAACAGAGAGAUAAGUUUGCGGCCGACUUGGAAGCCAAUUUGCGAUUAAAGGCCCAACGCUACAACCACUAUCGCAACAUCAACGCCAUUGCUCCCAUUCGACUGAUCUUCCUUCAGCCCGGUGCCGUGGACGAACUUCGUCAAUACAUCUUGGACCGAUCCUCGGCCACCGUUCAACAGCUCAAACUCCCGCACAAGCUCCGCAAGACAGAAUGGAUUCGUCUUCUUUGCAAUCGUGAACUUAUUCAGUGAUUAGAAAGUAUCUGUUUAGAUCUGUUUCAUAAAAUCAGCAGUUUCAUUAUCUUGGGACAUGUCAUCUUGCACUGCACAGUGGCUGCUGAGCCCACGAUCGAUGAAAAAUUUGGCCAAAUUAAUAUUUGGAGGUUUUCUAUAUCUCUGAUUUCUAUCUCAAACAAUACAAUAUGGAUUUUCAGAUUUUCACUUUCAUCUUGGUCAAGCACUGAAACUAUGCUCUUGAAAGUUUUGAGGUCAAAGACUUAAGAAAAUAAUUUUGAGGCUUUCUUUGCUCAUUCAUGUGAUUCAUUUCCCCCAAGAUUUCUCUGUUUUCUUUUUUGUAAAACCGUUUUUUGUAGCCCUCAUAGAAAAGACACCUGGGUCUUAACCCCCUUUAUUACCGACUCUCAAAUGAUGCAGCUUAUAUCAUUAAAUUGCAAAUGUGCAUUCAUAGAGUAUGCAAUAUCCUGCCAUUCAAUAAUUACGUACAAUAAUCUUCAAUCAUAAGUAAAGUACCUUAAGUCAUAUUGCGACAUAGACAAAUAUUGAUAUGAAGAAAAGCAAUAUCUUUUUUUUUUGGUAGCUAUAAACCCAAUAAAUUUUUACACCUUGUUCAUAUUUGUGGGAGAGUUAGAGUAACAAAAUUGUUUCUAGGUUUUAGUUUUCAACUUGUCUUAUUCUAACGAAAUACGAAAUAUUUCACAAAUGGCAUAAGUUAGAUACAUAAACAGCUAUUAUAUUUGUAUUUAUUGAACAAAUAUUUAUUUAAACAACACAGAUAUUCAUUAAAUGAAAGUCUUUGUUUUGUGCUGAACUUUUCUAAGAGAAAUGUGAAGAUGUACAUGUAAUAUCUAAAAAGGUAUGUUAUUUGUUAUGGAUUAAUUUGCCUAUGGCAAAAUAGUGUGCUAUCUAUUUAAUUAAAUUCCUGGUGGGCGUUUCAUAAAGCUGUUUGAAGUUAUGAGGCACUUUACAAAUGACUGGUGGUCCUAUCUUAGGAGCAAAACCAUUCCAAUGAAAAUCUCUUGCGCAUGAUUUCCCUAAAAAAAAAGGAUACCAGUCAUUUGUUAAGUUAGUAACUUAAGAACAGCUUUAUGAAAAACCCACCAGGUAUUCUGUUUUAUAAAUUGCAAGUUCCAUAUUCUUUGAGGUUCUAAACUUCUAAACAUAAUAUUCUGUUUUCUUCAAUGACAUGGCUAAAUCUUACAAUAAAUUAAUAUUUCAAUAGUGGAAUUUGUUUUUUUAAUGAAAAGUACACUUGCAUUAUAUAAAAACAAUGCAAUAUUCAAAUAAAGCUUCGCAAACACAUGCGAAAUGCAGUUUCAAGUUCCAUGAUUUUCAAUAUUUUAGUAAAUCAAAUUUUUUACUUGAAAAAAAUGUGUUUUUCUGUGAAAUUCUGUGCACUUCCCAAAUUUGAUGAAACUUUUGUGUCUUCAAUAUUGUGGAAAAUUGGGGACUUUAUUCUAAUUUAAAUGAGGUAUGGUCUGGUGAUAACAUUGAUAAGCAACCACUUGAGCUAAUCUUAUUCUAUGAUUCAUCAUUUGCAAGCAUGCUGGUAUAGUUCCCAGAGUUAUCAGAAUCAUCAUUUGAGGUAUAUAUACAUGAUUGCCUCUAAUGAAGGUCAUAUUUCAUUUAGCUUUCACUAAAACCCUUACGGUACUUUGUUAUCAGUGCAGAAAUAAUUUUAUAUAAAAUAUUUAUCUCUAGUGCAUGCAAAGGUGUACUAGUAUUUGAAUUAUUUGUAUUGUGUAGACAAUCAUUUGUUUCUUAUUUAGAUGCCUUUGGAAAUGUUUGAAAUUUGUUGUUAUAUUAUUCCAUGCCUUGAGAACAAGGAACUUUGUAUAAUUCAUUAAAGUUUUAAGGCAUAAAUUAGAAAUUUCGAAAUGCUUGCAUGCUCAUCAAAAUAAUAGCAUGCCUUUGAGAUUAUAGAACAAUAUAAUUGUUAUCAUUCACUUGUAUAUUGUACAUAUUCAGCAAUAUUUGUACAUUUCAUGCAAUGUAUUUUAUAAUUCUAAUUUUCAGUGCACAUGAUCAUAUUUCAUUUGCGCAUUUAUGAAUUCUGAAAAGCAAUCAUCUGUAAAUUAUGAUUAACUUCUAUCUCAUAUUGAUAUGUGUAUAAACAUGGUGCCUUCUUUUAUAUCAUAUAUAAGUCUUUUCAAAUAUAUUGGGUGCAUGUGGAUCAUUUUUUAUAUUGUUAUAUAUAUAGAAGGUAACAGACUCAAAUGCAUGACAAUGAAUAAAGAAAAAUACUAUACUA